Messenger RNA from Python bivittatus (Burmese python), 822 nucleotides. The record is from RefSeq and is a predicted model, not a curated record. Lineage: Eukaryota; Metazoa; Chordata; Lepidosauria; Squamata; Pythonidae.
AUGCUGAUGCACCUUAUAAAGUGCCACUCCCCUGUGUAUUCUCUGGAAUAUGUAUUACAGCAGCAGCAACAGGAUGUGGGAAACAGCAACCGUUUUGAUGUAAGAACCCCUCAACAGGCACAUGUACCUUCUACCUUCUUCCUCUACAAAGAUAAGGGCAAACCUAUCAGCUUGAGUUUAUUUGUGCUUAUCCUAUUUAUUUUAUUGUCAGGCAACACCAACAGUAUCUUUGCACUGGACUACAUCAGUGGUGCUUUAACUCUGAAUGGGCCACUGGACCGAGAAAAUCCUUUCUACAGUGCUGGAUUUAUUCUUACAGUGAAGGGAACUGAACUGAAUGAUGACCGGACUCCUUCCAACGCAACAGUGAUGACUACCUUCAACAUCCUUGUUAUUGACAUAAAUGACAACGCUCCUGAAUUCAACAGUUCAGAGUACAGUGUGGCUAUUCCUGAACUGGCACAAGUGGGCUUUGCUCUUCCUCUUUUCAUCCAAGUGCAGGAUAAAGAUGAGGGACUCAACAGUGUUUUUGAAGUUUACCUGGUGGGAAACAACUCCAACCAUUUUAUCAUCUCCCCAACUUCAAUCCAAGGAAAAGCAGACAUUCGGAUUAGAGUUGCAGUACCCCUGGACUUUGAGACAAUCCCUCGCUAUGUAUUUUCUCUAUUUGCAAAUGAGAGCAUACCAGACCAUGUUGGUUUCGCACGGGUGAAGAUUAACCUCAUCAAUGAGAAUGACAACCGACCGAUUUUCAGCCAAAUCCUUUACAACGUCAGCCUGUUUGAAAAUGUUACAGUGGGAACUACAAUUCUGAGAGUCUGG